This is a messenger RNA of Suillus clintonianus, 1848 nucleotides long. RefSeq lists its product as uncharacterized. The transcript is spliced from 3 exons. The record is from RefSeq and is a predicted model, not a curated record. The coding region runs from base 127 to 1500 and encodes 457 amino acids. Lineage: Eukaryota; Fungi; Basidiomycota; Agaricomycetes; Boletales; Suillaceae.
GGCGGACAGCGUCUACCAUCACGAUCAGUAAUAUUAUUCGUUUCGUUUCUCAGGCCAACAGCAACGUAACGUCGAAGGCGCAGUCAAUAACGUCCUUCAGUCUCUUUCUUUCUUUACCACCAUACGAUGCGUUGCUCUCAUCCGGAGCACGCUCGCACAUUCCUUUGCACCACACUCCUGUUCGUACUCUCAUUCACCGCCACUCUCGCAGAGUCAGCCAAUGUUCAUGGUCACCGGGCUCAUCAUGCCUGGCGCAGACGAGCACCUCUUGAUGUAAUUCCAAGACAGCAGGUCCCAACAACAAUAACCACCUCGAGCUUGUUGCCUAGUAUUGCCGGCGUCCUGACGUCCGUUUUAACUACUGCGGCUACCCCGACCACACCCUCGGUGGUGCUACCUACUCCACAAUCACCAUCUACGCUUCCUACUCUUUCUCUACCAAGUCCACCAACAAAUCCAUUGAUGACAACCUCUAGUUCCUCCAGCUCUACUUCUCCAUCUGCCCCUACAUCUACCAGUACCACCAGUACCACUGUUGGCACCACAAGCAAUGGGACUCCGGUUUCACAAUCUACCUCUUCCUCUUCCUCUUCUCAGUCUUCCUCCAGUUCUCAACCUUCCUCUUCUGCCAAACCUUCCACGUCUACAGGUGCUGCAGCUGUCGUUGCUACAACGCCAGCUGCACAGACGUUAGGACUCACAUCAGAAUAUUCCGGCGCAGGCGCAGUUACCGGCUACGCAACUGGAACGACGACUUCAUCUACUCCUUCGAGCACGUCCUCUUCCAACUCUGACUCUGGGUUCUUCUCAAACACAGGAGCAGUUGCUGGAACAUUUACCGUUGCUGGCCUGCUUGGAGUUGCUGGAGUUAUUGGAGCUGGCAUGAUGAUUGCAAGACGCCGCGCCUCUCGCUCAUAUGAAGAUGACAUGGAGUACCUGGAAAAGAAGCCAGAGCCUUCUGUACACUCUCAGAGUCAGAAUUUCGUUGUCGGAGAAGCCGAGGAAUCAUUAGACUCGGAUAACUUCGACAACUCGAUGGAAGUUACCGUCCCGCCUGCCGCUCACUUUUAUACCCAGCAGGACGCAUACCAUGCUCAUGGGCAGGCAGUCAACAGUAUCGAAGGUUAUGAAAACCAAGGCUACCAUCCACAGGAGGCAUACCAUGCUCAUGGGCAGGCAGUUAACAGUAGCGAAGGUUUUGAAAACCAAGGCUACUAUCCACAGGAGGCUUAUGCUCCCCAUGAGUAUGGUAUAGCAUACCCCCCGACGGAACCUCAUGCGGCAGAGGAUCCUUAUGGAGGGAUCGAUGAAGCAUAUGCAGGGAUGCCAAACCCGUUUGACGAUGCUGGAUCAGAGUUACCAGCUGCCUUGCGACCAUAUGUUCAGCGAUCUCUAACGGUCAAUUCUCCUCCCACUGCGUAUCGCUCUCCGGAUCUCCACCACUCCAUCGAUUCUUUCUACGGUUCCUCUACGGGCGCUUCGCACGGACACGCCAUGUGAAAAUCAUACCAAACAUUCCAUACAUACUUGAUGCGUGCAUUGUGAUAUUCUUCAUGUUGUCGUCCAAAAUCACAGUGCACGUUUGAUUCGUAUUUCAUUAUUUUAUUUAUGUACACACUUGCAGUUACACGUAUACCUUGGGUUUCAGUUGGUCUGGUGUUAGACGAUUGCACUGUACGUUACACGAGCCAUUCAAACCCUUUUUUUGGGACGCGGAUUUGAUUGACUCCCUUUGUCGAAUGAUAUUGAGGUCUUGACACUGGAGGUCAAUUUUACGGUGUCAAUAUUCAAUAUUUCCUAAGACCUGCCUUAAUUAAAUUAACUAACCUAAAUAUCUUCAAAGAGUUC